AUGACAACCAACUCACAAAGCACGAGUUCUAUCAGCUAGGUUUCUUUUCUGAACCUUUUUGGUAUCGUUGUUUCUAUCAUUCUAUGUGUACUAUUCAUCAUUCUUGGAGGGCAUGCUCUGAAAUACAUUAAAAACUUCGCAUGCAAAAUAAAAAUUAUAGCGAAUCGAGCUGAAGAUAAGAAUGUCUAGUUGAAAGACUUCAACUGGAAUGAAAAAGAAGGAGGAAAAUAACGGUCCGAGGCUUACGAGCAACUCGAAACAAUCUACAAGGAAGAGAUCAAGAAGAGCAGAUCUUUGCAAUACAUCAUUAUCUUGAAAAAUUUGCUGGCUAAAUAUGAUCACCUACUUUACUAUCCAUUCAGAGAUAAAAUGAUGGAAUAAUAUGAUCUCCUUAAACCUAAAACCACCUUCUAUAAUUUGCUAGUUAUUACUAGCUGUUGCAUCGCUUGGAUGACUACAAUCUUUCUCUCAGCUAUAUUAUCAAGUGCUUAUUCCAAUGUUACAUUGAUUCCAAUAGGCAUUUUUGCAGGACUAACAGUAGCGAUUUCCAUUAUUUCAAGUAUUCUGAAUAUAAUAUCUACCAACCGCCUCUUCAGAAUUUACCUAAUUAACGUCAAGGCUGCAUUCAAAGUAGACUACGGACAUUAAUUCCUUUCAAUUGAAAAGGGAAUGAAGGACUACGAGCCUGAAAACUCUGAUGAGGAGGAGGAGUUAUUCAGGCAUGAAGAUAAACUCCGAAAUUUGCAGAUAGUAGAAGUUCUCGAUAAAGAUGAGUAUCCUCGCUAAGAUCAAUAAGACGGAAGUGUGAAGGAGCUUUUGUAAAGUGAGAUGCUAUCUCACAGGACAUUGCUAAAUGGAGAAGAGUCCUAAAUAUAAUCUUCUAGGAAACUCCUACAAGAUGAUCACGACAGAAGUGACAAACUUCUUUUAAAGAGCGAAAUCCCACAUAAUUAGGAUUCCUCAAAUCAAGAUAUUUAACACUAAUCAAAUGGGGCUGAAGGUGAAUAAAUAGAGUAAGUUACUGUCUAAAAGAUCAAAGUUAAGGGGAAAGCUAUUAAGGAUAUCUUUGAACUUGAUGUUGGUAUUCAAGGAGCAGACGACGCUAAUGAAGACGACAAAUAUAUUUUCGUUGAGGACAAACAUGCGAUGGGUGACUUAGAUCUUCUCGAAAAUGAAGCUGUUAAAGGUGAAAACAAAUCUAAUGUUAUGACGUUCGGUAUCUUAUUUGCAAUUAUUGCAAUUGCCUCUGCUGUUUGCUGUUACUUGAACUACACUUUCUCAGCUGCUCUAACUCAAUAUGUAUUCAUUAUGUUUGCAAUCUCAUUCAUCGGAGAUAUGGUGGUUUCAAGACCUAUAAUACUUAUGAUAAUUGCUCUCUUCAAAUACUGUAAAGCUAAGAAAAAUGGUUACAAAAAGAUUACAUACAAAUCUCCUAAAGAAAUCAAGGAAGCUCUAAAUAAAGCUAUUAAAGGAAUGUUUUAGAAUAGGAAAAAAUACAGAGAAGAGCAAAUGAAUAGACCAAAGAAUUCUGGAGAUAGUUCUCAUUUAUUACUACCAGGAAAAGGAAGUUAAAAUGGAAAUAUUUCUAGUGACCUGAUAAAGUAUGAUCAUCUUACCUAAAAUGCUGAAAAGCAUGAAACAUCUAUGAAGCCAUUUGGAUAAUUUGGAGACGAUAAUGAGGAUUAAUAUGCCUAAGAAAUUAGCCAUAAGCAUGAUGAUGAUGGACCAGAUGGCAACAAAGCAGCCACGGAUUUUAUUAUUAGAAUGAAUCCAACUGAUUUCGCUAGACCACAAAUAGAGGAUGAUCAAAAAAAUACCUUUGAAAAAACUCAAGUAUAAUCAUACAACACUGCAGUUCCGCUCUUAGCAAAUUUGUAAAAAGCUAUCAAACAAAAGGAGUCUGAGAUGUUUUCGAGUAUCAUGGAGAAAAAACAAAUUAAUAAUGAACUAGUUGAUUACAAUCUACUUCUACUUAGAAAAAUCUAUGAUGCCUAUGAGGAUAGAGCUGAAAAAGUACUUAAGAACUUUAGAAGUGAUAGAAAUGGUGUUCUUAGAAAGAGAUAUAUGGUUCCUAUUCUUAAUCCUAACUAUGACUACGAGAAAUUGCUCAAGGAAAUGAAAGAUGCUGGAAAAGGUGGUAAGGAAACUGUUAAUGAUGAUGAAGUCAGACUUGAUUCUUUGACAUUUUGUGAAGAUUAAGACUAGCAACUAAUGGAAGCUAUUAUGAAUGAAGCAAGUGAAGGCCUCGUACCAUAGGUUGAAAGGUAAAGAAUCGAUAAGUUUGGAAAUCUUAUUGACGAGGAAAAGCUAAAGAAUGGAGUCCAAAAAGUUGAAUGUGCUCCCUCAUAUGGGAAAAUUGAGCUUGAAGCUGAGGAAAUUACUGUUGAAGAGGAUGAAGAUGCUAGAAAAUGGAAACUCCUCAAAGAAUUGAGAGAAAAAUGGAUUAAUGGAACUAUCACUCCAGAAGAGUUAGCAAUGCUUGAUCAGCUUGAAUGGGAUAGAUUAAAGGAAUUGGAAAGAUUGAUAGCCAUAAUGCUAAAGGAUGGGUACGAUGCACUUAAAGAUGAAGAUAAACUUAUAUGUAUUGACUAUCAAAUUGAACGUUGCAAUAUCCUACUAGAUAAAGAAGCCAGAAAAGAUCCCAAAGAUGAGGUCAGAAUCGAUUAGCUUGAAGAUGAACUUAAUAAGUUGGAAUUAGAAAAACUUAGAUUAAGAGCGUUACUUUAUGGCUUAACCCAAGAAGAACUUGACAAACUAUAUCAGCUUGAGCAAGAAAGGCUAAUGAGACUAAUGAAGCGCAUUGCUGAACUUGAAAAUAUCGGAUGGGAUAAUCUCGAGAAUAAGGAGAAAUUUGAACUUAUUAACUGUAAAAGAGAAUGUCUUCAUAUAGAAUUAGCUAGAAUUCACAGAAAGAAGCCUCCUCUUAGUGAAGAAGAUAUCUUGAGAAUUAGGGAAAUCGAGAAUGAAUUAAGAGAACUAGAGUUGAUGGAACUACUGUUAAAGCAAUAACUUGGACUUCUAUCUGAAGAUGAGCUAAGAAGAUUAGAAGAAUUAAUCAGACUCAAGGAAUUAGCUGAGCUUGAAGCUCUUUUAAAGAAACUCAGAGAUGGUACAAUUACUGAAGAUGAAUUGAGAAGACUGAGAGAACUCGAAGCUAAGUUAGGCUUAGAGCCAGAAAGAAAUCCAUUUGAAGAGUAAAUUGAUAAGAAUGAUAAAUUCGAGGAUAUUAUUCAAGAGCCAGUUCCAGAGGAACAACAGACUCUUGACGAUUAAAUCGAAGAAGAUGGUAUUAGCGAAUAAGAUAACUUCUCUGAGCUCCCACCAAUUCAUGUGAUGAACAACAUCAACCAAAGUCCAGUUAAACUACCCGAGAUUGAUGAAUAAGCAGAGCAAGAGGAAAGAGAGAGACUUGAAAGAGAAAGAUUAGAGGAAGAAGAGAGACUAAGGGCUGAAUAAGAAGAAUUAGAGCGAAUCUAAAGAGAAUAAGAAGAAUUAGCUAGACUCCAAGAUUAACUUGACGAGUAAGAUGCAAACAAGCUAAGUGAAUCAGCUCUUCUAAGAGAACAAUAAGCUAGAGAUAAGCUUAAUGAUGAACUCAAUAAUCAAAACCUCGACAAUGAUGUCCUGAAUUUCAACAGAGAUGAUCUCGAGGACGAUCAAGGUGCUCCAAUUGGUGCUGAUGGAGAAGAAUCUAUCUAUUCUCAUAAGACUACUACCAUCCUUGAUGAAGAAAAAGUUUCCUUUAUGCACAUCGAUCACUUACCAAACCUUGAAAAUAACAGCGAUGAGAGUUUCGCUGAGUAAGAUAUGGUGCCCUAUUACAAAGAUGACUUGACAAGAUAUAGUGAGAAUAGAGGUAUCAAUAGAGUAAAGGUUAGAUAAGCUCCUAACUACUAUUCUGAAAAUGAUUUACCUGAAGUUAAAGAAGGUGAUCACUCAGAUGCAGAUAGUAUAGGUGGAAGAUCUGGCGAUGGCAGAAGACGCAGAAGCCAUGGUAGAGGUGCCAUUUCACACAACCAAUUUGAAAACAAUUCUCAUGAAGAUCUCAUUGAGGGUAGAGUAAAAGUCGAUGCUUGGAACCUCAACUAUAGAGGUAAAAAGAAGAAGCAAAAGAAGAAGAAGGUCACUGCUAAUCAAAAGAAAAAGAUGUUAGAUCUCUAAAACAUCUAUGGUGUUGAUGCCAGAACCUUAGCAAAUCUUGGAAAAGGUAGACUUCCAAGAAAGUAACUUGCUACUGGAAAGAUCAAUGCUGCUGAAUUCAACGGCACAACAAGCAGAUUAAUGAUGUCUGGGGAUAACUCUUUGAGGACAACUCAAAACACAUUCGCGAUGUAAUAGUCUAGUCCUGGCAACAAUUUCAGACAAUCUGACAAUCAAUCCAAUCUAUUCUCAUUCAAUGGAUUUGGCACAAGAUAAAAUUGGGCUGUUGAUGGGUUAAGAAGUGGAAUGAAAGAUCCAAAUGGCUAAAUGAGAGAUUCAAGAAUCACAAUGAACACUCAAUUUGACCCCAAGAGUACUCAAAAGAAACAGUAUCCAGCCACUACAUAAAAGAAACUAACUGCUACUUAAUAAGAUUUCCAAAAUAAAGCUUAGAAUACUGCAGGAAAAAGAGGUAUUCAAGCAUUUGAAGAGGAAUCAAAGAGUGCUUAUAGCGGCAGCCAAAGUAGAGGCAAUUCUAUGAAUAGAAUGGGAUUCGGUGCUAAUACUCUAGGAUCAACUGGAUCCUACGGAUCUGGAGCUAAAAACCUAAAAUCUGGAAUGAAUAACGGUUUUGGUGCUAGAAAAACUAAUAAUAACUAAAGCUUCGGUCAAUAAAAGAACAUCACAGGAGGCAAGAAGUCUCUGAAGGGUAAAAAGCAUAGAAGAUAGAGCAGUGAUGGCAUGGAUUCUCAUACUGAAAGUGAUGAGGCUGUUGAUGAUAAGGGAGCUAUGUUCCAAAGAAAAAAUAAUCCAAAUGAUUACAACUAGAAAUCAGGCUACAUCAACAGAGGCAGUGUUAAUGAAGAUCUAGAUCAUAGUGAGAGUGAAGAGGGCAACAAUCAAGAUAUUCCUAACUUCGAAGGUAAUGACCUAAUGUUCAAAAAAAGAGGAGCUGUAAAUAAUGAGGAAGAGAAAAAGAGCUUUGCAAACACAAACAAAUCCAAGUUAGGAUAAUCAAUCAUUUCUAACGGCACACAAGGCACAUUUGGACUUUAGCCCCCUACUAAAAAGAAUGGUGCCACUAAAAAGAAAGCUGCUGGCGGUAGAGCUAGUGGGGAUGAGUUGAAUAUUGAGGAUCUUGAGGCUUAGUCUGUUAGGGGUAAAAGAACCAAGAAGAGUGAAGCUAAGAACUAUACAUCCAACUAAAAGUAUCAGAACAACGGUUACAUGAGACCAGGUACAAAUGAGAGACAAGACUCAGAAGAAGAGAACGAUGGAGGUCAAGUUUCGUUCCAAAAGAGAAAUCUUAGAGGAGAAUACCCAGAAGGUGAUGAUCUUGAGAACUCAGGAUUCAUGAAGAAUAGAUCUAACAAUAACUUAAACUCCAGCAAUCAGAAACCACCCCUUAGCCACAGAAAGAUGAGAAAAGAUGCAUCAGGUAAUAGCAGACAGUAGCUUGAUGAUAGCAGGGUUAGAGGCUAAAACUCAAAUGGCGGAAGCAACACAAGAGCUGGAAACAAUAACUUUAGCAAUCAAAACAAUAACUUUAGCAAUCAAAUCAAUAACAUUAGUAAACAGAACAAUAACAUUAGCAAAGAGAACAAUAAAAUCAAGACUGGUCCUUUAUAUAGUAACGAGAAAAAUUCUAAGAAUGCUGGUGGUAAGAAGAAGUUUGCCUAGAGUAAUGGAUUCACUCAUUCUGACGCAAGUGACAAUGAGAUGUACUCUUCAAUGCACAAGAGAAGCCUUAUCGAUCAGAAUAACCAAACUGGCUACAAUAAAAUGCUAGUAUCUGGUAGAAACAGUGAUCCUAAUCUUCUCAAUCCAAGUAACAAAAAAUAGAGCAAUGGUCCAGUGCAAAAAAGAAAUAGGUCAAUUGAUCAAAACAACAGCAGAUCUGAUGAAGAUGAUUAUCUAGUUGGCCCAGAGUCUAAUCUUUCCUCAAUUAAAAAGAGACCUCUAGGAGGUUCAAAACGUGCCUCUUAAAAUGAUGACCAAGAAGAUGAGUAUAUUCUCCUACAAAGAGAGAGACAAAUCAGAUAGGAUAUUGAAUCAGACAAUGCCAAUUAGAGCAAUAUCCUUGCUAAAAAGAGAAAAAUCAGAAAAGCUGGCCACAGUUAGAAUCCAAAAGAUGCAUAAACCAGAAGGUAUCAAGAACUCUAGCAAGAGAGAUUAAGAAAGAAGCAAAAGGAAGCUGAAAAUGCAUUGUUUGCAAACGAGGAUGACUUAGAGGCAGGUAAAGCCCAAAUCAAAAAGAAGAAGAAGGUGAAGAAGGAUAUCGUCAAGAAGGAGAUCAACUACUGGCUUGAUUACGACUCUCCCUAUGCUGAGUACCUCGUUGCUAGAUUCAGGGAAUGGUCACCCAACCCUCAGCAUCUUGUUAGAGGUCUAUCAGCACAUAAUUAAGGAUCACACAUGCCUGCUUAGAAUAAGUACAAUGAUGUAAUGAAUGUAUAUUCCAAGCAUGAGAGAGGAUCAUCUAAAGGCAACUCCAGAAGUAGAGAAAGAAAUCAUAAUCACGGCUCAGACUCAGCUCUCAAUCUCUCCUCUCAAAAAUUCAACAACAGCAACCAAAAGAUUAAGCCAUUUAAAAAUAAUAAGCACAAUGUUUCAAACCCCAAUAAUCUUUUCGUAGCUGACUAUGAAGAACCUUGA
Stylonychia lemnae is the source of this 6795-nucleotide messenger RNA. NCBI's taxonomy places the organism in Eukaryota, Ciliophora, Spirotrichea, Sporadotrichida, Oxytrichidae. The record is from the annotation of a GenBank genome assembly.